Linum tenue is the source of this 2745-nucleotide messenger RNA. The record is from the annotation of a GenBank genome assembly. Lineage: Eukaryota; Viridiplantae; Streptophyta; Magnoliopsida; Malpighiales; Linaceae.
UGAUUAAAGUUAGAUCCCAGACACUUAGAUUAUAUAUAAAUCCAAAGGGGAAAAAGCCCGGCAAAGGAAAGCAGCUGAUCCGCCUAACAGGUACACACCCAAACAGUACAGACAUAGUACUGGAGCCACCCACUUGCAGAACCCAGUCACACCGGUGGUCACCGGUCUUAAUCCGAUAACUCGAAUUAUUGGGACUAAGGAGGGGUUCACAUUAUUAUUCUACUUUUUCAUGCUUAAUUGAUGGAUUGAUUCCGGGAGAUCUGGCAUAAUAAGUAUUGGCCUUUUCCUUGCUUGCCUUCUUCUUCUUCUUCUACUCUACUCCCUUCCUAGUCCAUCUCCUGCUCUCCAUUUUUCCGAAGCUUAUUGCUACAGUUGUGAAAUAAUUUAACUUUUUGAAGAAAAGGGGAGUGAAAGUUGUAGCCCACUAGUGUUGUCAAGUAGUACCCAGUUAACUAUAUAUGAUGAGCACGUAGCAGGAAGGGGACAGAGGAAAGCAAGCCAGCCAGCCAGCCCCACUCCCACCCUGCAUUUUGUGCGGCAUUCCUCCUCCCGCCGACACGCUUCCAUCUCCAUUUUCUAGCUGCCUGCUUCUUCUCCUGAUUGCGAGAUUGGAAGGUGGGAAAUGGUGAGCAGCAGGGUUUUCAUGAUUUGGGUCUGGGCGGUGGUCGUCGGGAUACCGGCUGCUACAGCGGCGACGGGAGAUGGGUGGUUCCAUGGGGAGCGAGUGUACGAAGAAGCUGAAGAGGCGGCGUUGAUAUACACCAAUGUCACUGGUGUUUACUCCCCCAAGUUUCACGGUAAUGAAUCCAAAGCGGUUUACUCUCCGCUAAUGGUCGGUCUCACCCUCAUCCCUGCAGCUGCGGCCACAGGAGCUGUUUGCUUGGAUGGAACCUUGCCUGGGUAUCAUUUACACCGUGGAUUUGGCUCUGGAGCAAAUAGUUGGCUAAUCCAAUUGGAGGUUUGAUUACUUUUAAGGGGACUCAUGAUUGUAAUAUAAACCCUAGCUGACUGACUGACUUGCUUUUCCUAAUUGGUGUGAAGCUGGAAAGUAGCCUUCUCUUUUGGAAACUGAAUGGCUCUGGCUUAUAGCGAAAGAACCCAUUUCAUUUGGUGCCCCUUUAACUUGUGCAUGCAGGGAGGAGGGUGGUGCAACAGCAUUAGAACCUGUGUAUACCGCAAAACUACCAGACGUGGUUCAUCUAGAUACAUGGAGAAGCAAUUGGCUUUCACGGGGAUCUUGAGCAAUAGAGCUGAAGAAAACCCUGAUUUCUACAACUGGAAUCGUGUAAAGGUCCGGUACUGCGAUGGUGCUUCAUUUCUCGGCGACAGUGAAAACAAGGCAGCACAGCUGCAAUUUAGAGGGCAGCGGAUUUGGGUAGCUGCAAUGCAAGAUCUUAUGUCAAAGGGAAUGCGCAAUGCCCACCAGGCUCUUCUCUCAGGGUGCUCUGCUGGGGGCCUGGCUACUAUUCUACACUGCGACGAGUUCAGUGAAUUGUUCCCCAGGACAACCAAAGUGAAGUGCCUGAGUGAUGCUGGCCUGUUUCUUGAUUCACUCGACGUAGCUGGGGUCCGUACCCUCAGGAACAUGUACAGUGGUGUAGUGAGUUUGCAGGGGGUGGGAAAGAACCUACCUCGUGUGUGCACCAACCAUCUGGAUCCAACUCUGUGCUUCUUCCCUCAGCACAUAAUUGCUAGCGUUAAAACGCCGCUGUUCAUUCUCAAUGCGGCCUACGAUUCCUGGCAGAUCCAGUCCAGUUUAGCUCCACCCUCUGCAGAUCCCCAUGGCCUCUGGAAUGACUGUAGAAAGAACAAUGCAAGAUGUAAUCCAUCACAAAUCCAAUUUCUGCAAGGUUUCAGGAACCGAAUGUUGAGAACCGUGAGAAGAUUUUCAAUGUCUAAGGCGAACGGGAUGUUCAUCAACUCGUGUUUCGCCCACUGCCAAACGGAGAGACAGGAUACGUGGUUCGCUGAUGAUUCUCCUGUCAUCCGGAACAAGGCCAUUGCUCUAGCGGUUGGGGAUUGGUAUUUCGGGCGUUCAGCAGCACGAGCUGUCGACUGUGCGUAUCCAUGCGACCAGACUUGCCACAACUUGGUCUUCAAAUGAUACAGAUGCAAAGGCUCUGCAACCAUAUAUCAACUGUUUGUUCACCUUUCUAUAUGAUGUUGGUCGUUGGAAUGAAGGAAAAGAAAGUGGGGUGGUAUAGCUAUACUGCUAUAGUAUUGUUCUGUGAGGUUCUCGUUCCUUUGGUUAUUGUUUCUGUACGUAGUUGCACAUUGCAUACUGGGUACAGAAGGUGAAAGCUCAUAGAAUAAUCACCACCUUGGUGAGCUUACGCGUCGCGCGCCUCUCCACAUUUCCAUGUUACUACUCUAUUUGUUACGUAUUCUUUAAGGGUAUUUUAGUAUAUUUAGUUGACAGGUUGAUUAGAAUUUCGUGUCGGAGUCUAUACAAGUGUACUUAAUCGGAUAAAAUGAUGCCGAAUAUUAAGAAAGUUACUCGUUUUCUCUGCUUCAAGUUCCAUCUUCCCUCCUGUUAUUCUGUAUUUGCAUAUUUUCCUGUCUACAUCCCUAUUUAUGUUCAAUUCUCUACCAAUCCUACUUGUUGGGGACAUCACAAAUGGGAACUGUAGCUAGAAGAUGAUUUAUAUAGUGCGGGCAGAGGCACAUGGAUGCAUGAAUUGGGCUGGUUGGUUUCUUGUAUAUAGGACCUAGCAGACAAAACGGGCCUAAUUGCGUGCCAAACCC